Messenger RNA from Portunus trituberculatus (swimming crab), 2957 nucleotides. RefSeq names its product replication stress response regulator SDE2-like. The record is from RefSeq and is a predicted model, not a curated record. Gene Ontology annotation, cellular component: nucleus. The coding region runs from base 81 to 848 and encodes 255 amino acids. The transcript has 8 exons. Lineage: Eukaryota; Metazoa; Arthropoda; Malacostraca; Decapoda; Portunidae.
GAUCAAGAUCAUAGUAUUUAUCUUCCUUGGUCACGACGAACAAGCCAUCCAGACUUUAUUUGAAGCCCUAUACUAGCAGAAUGGUGGUGGUGUUGGUGUCUCAUAUCUCGGGGCAGCGCAGGACGUGGUGCCUGAGCGAGCGGCCACAGACUGGCGGGGAGGUGCUGGACGCCUUGCAUCAGAGGGAGGGCCAUGCAUCUAAUGUGGUACUACAGUGCCAGGGUCGGGUGGUCUACCCCUCAACACAGAUUGAUGCCAGCACAAUGAUUGUGGCCACCCUGAGGCUCCCAGGAGGAAAGGGUGGCUUUGGUUCCAUGCUGAGAGCUAUAGGUGCCCAGAUUGAAAAAACAACAAAUCGUGAGGCUUGCCGAGACCUUAGUGGGCGCCGACUGAGAGACAUUAAUGAAGAGAAAAGGCUGAAGGAUUUCAUUGCCAAGAAAGCUGAUCGGGAAAGAGAGCUACAGGAGAAGAAACGGCAAAAAUUUAAAACGCUCCAAGAAUCGCCAAGACACACCUUCCAGGAUGAGGCGUAUUUCCAGCAGCGGGAACUUCGUGAAAAAAACUUGUAUGAUUCACUAGACAAAGCUUUUGCUUCCAAAGAUGGCAGUGGUCCAUCAGGUGCUAAGAGAAGUAUUGAAGAAGAACCUGAGACCAAAACCAAGAAGGGAAAGUUCUUAGAUGAUCUAGAUGACUCCAGCAGUGAAGAAGAGAGUAGUGGUGAGGAAGUAGAAGGCAGAUUGCAAGGAACCACAGACAACAGCACCAGUGACAGUAAUAGUAACAGCAGCACUGGGAGUAACAUCAAUCAGAAAGCAACUUCUGUUAAGGUGAAGGACAGUGAUUUAUGAAACGCCAAGAAAUUCACAAGAGGAACCUAUGGCUAGAAUCAAGAAACUAAGAGGUUUGCCAAAGCAUAUCCUGUCUGCAAUCAAAGUUGGUGUGCCUGAUGACAGGAAGAGCCUAUUGGAGGGUGUCUGCAGCCAGUAUUGGGUCUCCUUGCAAUCAAAAGUUGGUAUGUCUGAUGUCAGCUCUUCUGGAAGAGCCAAGUGGAGGGUGUUUACAGUCGUUGGUGGAUGUCUUUCCUGCCUGAUGUGCUGGUUGCUGCAAUACAAAUCUUGCAAAUCUGAUGCCACAGAACACCAGCUGCCAGUUGACAUCCUACAUAGAUGCAAGUCUCACCUCAAACUUUAUUAAUGAUAAGUGGCCUUCCUGCCUGUGUCAUCUUGUAACAUGAUUAUGGAAGUAUGGUAUGUGAAUAAUGUUUUUUGCAAAUAAGGUUUUCUUCUGGUGGGUGAUUCAUGCCCCAAAGGUAAAAAAUUAAAGCUGGGAUUGACCCAAGAGUUUAUUGUCCAUUGUGAAAUAAAUGUUUGAUGGUAUCAUGUCCUUAAGGUAAUAAAAGGGAAAAAAGUUGGUUGGCAGCACAAAAAUAGACUUAAAGGUGAAACUUGCACAGAGAUUCUCCCUUAUGCACAUAAGUUGUUGUACGUUCCAAAGAUGCACACAAAAAGGAAUCUUUGUGUAAGUUUCACCUUAAACUUAGUCUAUUUUCUGAGCUGCCAACCCAACUUUUUUGUAACCUUUAGGACCUGAGACCAUCAAACAUUAUUUUGCCCUGGACAAAAAAUGUUUAGGUCAAUCCCAGCUUGUAUUUUCUACCUUCAAUGCAUAAACUGUUAGCACAAAAUAGUCUAUUAACACUGAAAAACUACAUUGCUAAAUUAUUCAGCCAAACUAAAUAAAUAGUCACAAACUGAUUUAUUGCCAACAGUUGUUUAUAUGCUAUGACAUCUAUCGUGCAAGACACUUUAGGCAGUAGCAGGCAGGGUGGAUGCUUAGUAGUUAGUAUCCUGUGGUAUCAGACUUGCAAGACUUGUACCGCAGCAACCAACACACCAGGCAAAAAAGACCUCUAGUACUAGCUGUACAUAGACACCCUCCAUUUGUCUCUUCCUGACAUCAGGCACACUGGCUUUUAUUGCAAAGAGGAGACCCAAUACUGCCUGUAGACAUUCUCCGAUAAGCUCUAUCUGCCAUCAGGCACACCAGCUUUGAUUGCAGAUAGAAUGGUAGCAGCAGCAGCAGUAGGAAGGAAGGACACCCAGCACUGGCUGUGGACAUAAUCCGUUUGGGUCUUCCUAACGUCAAAGCCUGAGACAAAGCGAGGCACCACCAGCUUUCGUAUCAGAUGAGAUGUGCUCUGGCAAAUCUCUGCAAAAAAAUAAUGCAACUUAAGGAAAAUUGUUAUGAAGACAGUCAACUCACUAAUUUGUCACCCUUUUACUUUUCAUUCCCCUUAAUAGCUUAUCACUUAGCUCAUACAACCCUAAGACAUCCUAUAAUUAUUCCAUAUUUUACAUCCAUGAAUUCAGAUGAUUUAGUGUGGACAGCAGAAAUGCAGAGGAGGUUAGAGACCAGUUCAGCAGAUGAAAAGCAGGGAUGGAGCAAAAAAAAAAAUAUUAAUACAAAAAAGGCAUAGCUCAUGGUGACUGGAAAAGCAGCAAAUAAUAGGGGUGAGUCUUGGAGAUGGCCAUGUGGUUGCUGGGAUGUUGUGUGGGUAGUGAAUUCUAUAGUGUGUGAAGUGUAAUCAACAGACAUCAGGAAAAUAUGUGAAGUACAUAAAAAAAAAAAGUUUUUUUUUUAAAUCCUAAAUCAUGAUUACUGCUAGAGGUGUAGCUGAAAUUGCCAGAAUAACAUGUUUAUCCAAUCCUUGCAAGUAAUAACAAAUUAAACUUCAUGUCCUGUCUGUCUACUGAUGGGUCGAGCUGAUGGCGGUACUUCAGUUUUCUGAUUUUAAUUAUUAGAAAUGUUAAAGUUAAAAUAUUUUGGUGAAUGAUGGCAAAUAUAGCUGGUAUAUAUAUCAUACACUGCAUCACUGACAGAAAAGAAUAUUUUCCACUUUAUUUAGCUAAAUACUGAAAUAAUUUGUAUAUGAAAUAAUUAAAUGUAAAUUAGAAGAC